UAUCGGAUGUAUUCUCUCAGCAUUUUUUAUUGAAUAUUUCGCGAAUUCAGAACAUCAUUAACAUAAAUUCAUAAAAUUUCUCAUUAUAUUUGCGUUUUUUGGAGAAGAAAUUCACGAAUCGAGAAUCAACCACUGGAAUGUAAUAAAUAACUGAAUAUUAAUAGAGACCGUUAUACUAUUAAAUACAAUUAACAUUUUUUAUAUACUUCGGCAUAUACGUAAAUAACGACAGAAAAGGAAAUGAUUGAUUAGAGCGAAAAAAUUAAAUAAGCGAUAAAAUAUUUAUGAAGUACUGCGAUAACAACUCAUUAUUAUAAAUAAAAUUCACAAAAAAAAUUAGUCAGUCGCUAAAAUUCGUAUGAUGAUUCAGCUUUAAUUAAAUAAACAAUUGAAGUGUUUCAUACAAAAAAUAUUUUCGAGUGACGAAAAAAAAGUAAAUUAUUACUACUGAAGAAGAGCUCAUUGAGAUAAAAAGUGAGAGUUGGAAAAAUAUUUAUUAAAAAUUUAUAAACCGUCGUUAUUGUUGUUGAUCAACCAACGACUUUGCAUUAUAUAAGAAGAAGAAUAUAAGCGAGCGUGAGCGACAUAAACAUCUGUCUAUGAAGUGCUGCCUGCUCAACUACGAGACAGAUGUCGAAACAGCAGAGAGGAGUGUAAAGUGAAUAUUAAAAAAAAAUUGAACGAAGGAAGAUAUUUUAAUAAUAUUCAAGAAGUUUGACAAUAUAAUUUACUCUCUCUCGCAUCAUCAUCAUCAUCUACUACCAUUUCUCAGCAACUUUUUUUCUUGCUCAUCAGACGUGUUCACUGUGUUCUUUAUUGAGUUUCAUAAAGCAGCAUGACCACAGCAAGUAUCUUGGAUGUUCAAACGUGGCUUGUCUAUCAAAAGAUAUCCAUCGAAUGUGCUGGAUGUUUGUAAAUGUUUUGCCCUGCAAGAGUUAUUAAAGUACCUUUAACUACCUGCCGCACUGAUAAUUUUUGGUUUUUCCAAAAUUUAUUUAUUAUUUGAUACCUAAAUAUUACACUUGUUCUACAACACACACAAUCAUUCACAAUGCAUGACAAAGUUAUGACGGAAAAUGGCUUCAAAGCGAAAGACAUCGGCUUGCGGGCGCAAAAGAAAAUCCUUUCGCGGAUGGCCAGCAAGAACAUGGCAAAAGUCUUCAUUGAUGACACGACAUCUUGUUUGCUGGACAACAUUUAUAAAUUAAUUAAAUUACAGACCAACAACAAAAAAGACGCGGAACGCAUCGUAAAAAAUAUAAUAAAAAUUGUGAUAAAAAUUGCGGUCCUCAACAAAAAUGACCAAUUUGACGCAGAGGAAAAACAACUAGCGAAUAAGUUUUACGACAAAUUCCUGCGCCUUCAGAUGAUCAUCACGUCCUUCCACGAGGUGGAUUACAGUUACGACCAGGCAUUCAUUUUGCCAAAAAUCAAGGAAAUUCAUCAAAUGCUGAAAGAUCUCGUUCGCCGAAAUUUGACGGAUAAAUCUCUCAUGCGCAUCGACGAAGUAUUCGAAUUUUUCCAAAACCCCGAAUUUUUGGACAAACUUUUCACGCAAAAUCCCUCGUAUCGAGAGCUAAUGGACAAAAUUGUCGCUGACAUGAACAAAGCAAAUGAGGGGCUUAAUAUUUAAGCUGUUUUGCCGUUGAAUGUUAAAUGUACAAAAGAAAAGUCAAUUGUCACAAAAUGUACUUAUAGAAAACUAGAACAUCAUAUCAAAAACACAAAAAUUGAAAAAAAAACUCGCGCGAUGAUUUGAUACGUUUCUUGUACUAUCCUGUUUAGUUGUUAGAGCAAAAAAAAUAAACUUAGUGCUAAAAUAAUAAAAAGUUCAUUCAUUUUUAUGGACGGAGGAGCAGGUUGAAUCUUCAUGCGAAAUCCUGAC
Culicoides brevitarsis is the source of this 1885-nucleotide messenger RNA. Its product is annotated as tumor necrosis factor alpha-induced protein 8-like protein. Gene Ontology annotation, biological process: regulation of apoptotic process. The record is from RefSeq and is a predicted model, not a curated record. The transcript has 5 exons. Bases 1052 to 1633 code for a protein of 193 amino acids. Gene Ontology annotation, cellular component: cytoplasm. Lineage: Eukaryota; Metazoa; Arthropoda; Insecta; Diptera; Ceratopogonidae.